Molecule: messenger RNA, 648 nt
Organism: Lachancea fermentati
Lineage: Eukaryota; Fungi; Ascomycota; Saccharomycetes; Saccharomycetales; Saccharomycetaceae
Source: the annotation of a GenBank genome assembly
AUGCACAAAGCCACACUUUUUGUCAACAAUUAUCCAAGAGGAGCCUUACCAAAGGCUCUUGUGAGUUAUUUCAAUCUGGAUUUCGAGGUACGAGAUGCCACUGCAUCUCCGGAGUUUGCCAAGGAGUUUCCGUUGAAGAAAAUUCCGGCAGUUGUUUUCCCUGAUGGAUCUCAUUUAACUGAAAUAAUCGCCAUUGUCCAGUAUCUUGUCGAAUCUACGGAAAACGAGAAUAUUAAGAAAGAUUUACUUGGAACCAACGCGCUCGAGCGUGCACAGGUCGUUAGGUGGAUGUCCCUUGCUAAUUCCGAUUUCAUGAUGCCUCUAACAGAGGCAUUUUUGGAGACAAUCGACCAGCUACCGUAUCAUGGAGAUCUUGUUAAGAUUCAACUCGAGUCUGUCGACAAAGCUGCCAAGGUAUUCGAAGAUCGCUUGAAUGCUCACGAAUUUUUAGUUGCUGACCGCUUAACGCUAGCUGACCUGAUGGUAGCUAGCCUUUAUGUAUUCGGCUUCUCUACUCUUCUCGGAAAAACUUGGAGAUCUCAACAUCCCGGAAUUAUGAAGUGGUUUGACAAGGUUUCCAAGUCCCCUAUCUGUCGUGACAUUUUGAAGAAAGAUAGGUUCGUCGAAGAGCCUGCAAAACAUAGAUAA